AUUAUUAUUUCUCAUUCAACAAAACACCAUUGCAUUAUCGCAAUCAGACGUCGAUUUGUUUUAAUUUCGGCAAUUGCUUGUAAUAGUUAAUUAACACUCGACCUGAUACGAUAUCAAAAUAAUGUGACUUUUUGUAAAAAGUGCUGCGCAAUCAGAAAAAAAUUUUGGACUGUGAAAUGGUGCAUUGUUUCCUAUAUAUUUUUUUUAUUAACUAGCAUUUAAUUGUAGGCACUACACCAGUAAAUGCCAGUGUUAUAAAAGUAAAAUAAACCUAUCCCAGCAAAUUGAAUGGAUAUACAGCAAAGAUAUCAAAGUAUUGUUUUCAAAACAAAAGUACAUGAAUAAAGCGUUUUAAUUUUGAUAAGAAAAGCGAAGUGAUAAGAAUGGAGGCUCCAGAAUCCAGUGGGAGUAGCCGGUCCACUAUGUUGCAGCCCACAUCAUGGUGUCACCCAGCCAAUAGAGUGCAUCGAUUUUUUGCACUAUUGCUCAUGUGCUUCCUUUGUUUUGGUUCAUACUUUUGUUAUGAUACUCCCGGGGCAUUGGCUGACAACUUCAAAGAUGACUCACACUUGAACACAUCCCAGUUUGCAUUGCUUUACUCAAUAUACUCAUGGCCAAAUGUGGUAUUGUGUUUCAUCGGCGGUUAUCUUGUUGAUAGGUACUUUGGUGUUAGAUUGGGCACUGUGAUUUAUAUGACAAUUGUGUUUAUUGGAGCCGUGAUAUUUGCUUUUGGAGUGUAUAUUAAUGCAUUCUGGUUGAUGAUACUUGGGCGAUUUGUGUUUGGAAUUGGAGGAGAGUCCCUGCAAGUAGUAGUAAACAAUUAUGUUGUCCUUUGGUUUAAAGGGAAGGAACUUAACAUGGUAUUUGGACUGCAGUUAUCAUUCUCUCGUUUUGGAAGUACUGUUAAUUUCUGGGUAAUGGAACCUGUUUAUAGAUGGGUUUCCACAUAUUAUGGAGGAUAUGAAAGAUUGGGAGUUACAUUGUUCCUAGCCUCACUAACUUGCUUUGUGUCCCUUGUUUGUGGCGUGAUUCUUGGCUGGAUGGAUUACAGAGCUGAAAAAAUUCUAGGAAGACAAGAUGAGCAAAGCAACAGUGAACCCUUCCACCUAACAGACAUUAGACAUUUUAAAUCAGUGUUUUGGCUGUUAUCUGUAAUUUGUGUGGCUUAUUAUCUAGCCAUCUUUCCAUUUAUUGCCUUGGGAAAAUUAUUCUAUGAGCGAAAAUUCGAUUUCUUGCCACAAGAAGCAAACAACGUUAAUUCCAUGGUUUAUUUGCUAUCAGCAGCUCUAAGUCCAUUCUUUGGCAUUCUCAUUGACAAGACAGGAAGAAAUAUGACUUGGGUUAUAAUAAGCAUUGUGACGACAAUUGGUGCACAUUUUAUGUUGGCUUUUACAUUCUUCAACCCAUAUAUUGGUGUGAUAUCAUUGGGCAUUUCUUAUUCCCUAUUGGCUAGUGGUUUAUGGCCACUGGUAGCACUAAUUGUUCCAGAAAAUCAGUUAGGAACUGCAUAUGGAAUUUGUCAAGCAGUACAGAACAUGGGGCUAGCUACAGUCAUAAUAUUUGCAGGAAUGAUUGUUGACAAAUAUGGAUACCUAAUGCUAGAAAUGUUCUUCUUGGGAUGUCUCUUUGUAUCACUUAUUGCGGCAGUACUUAUAUAUAUAAUUGACUCGGCGAACAAUGGGGUCCUAAACAUGUCACCAAGCAUGAGGGAGUCUACAAAGUCUACGGUUACACAUACUGACGAAACUGCACAUCUAUUAGAUAAUGAAGACUAUACGGAUCAAGAAGAAACUGAUUCACGAAGACCGUCAGAUGCGACGCAAGAUCAGUCGACUAUUAAUCCACGAGACGUCGCUCAGGCCCAGUCUGAUAGAAUACGCAGUCGAUACUUAGCACAAAUACUACCAAAUAAUGUUUCAGAAAGAGAAUAGUGAUCUCGGUAUAACUUUCCUAUGAUACAUGUAAAUAAUUAUUAGUAUGUACUUUUAUAGAUUUAGAGAAUUAUUUUAACUACUUUUUUAAAAUUAAAUAAUAACAAACUAUCAAUGUGUAAAAUCUUUAUUGCCACACUUUACACUGGUGAAUUAAAUAUACUAUAUAAAACAAUGAACAAGUCUCAUUUAUUAUUAAUCUAAAAUGUUAUAAAUGCUGUUAUACAUUUGAUAUAAGUAUAUUAAUUUUAAGUAGAAUUUAAUAAGUACAAAAAUAUAACAUAUAUAGUUGGUAAAGUAACCCAUUUGUGCUUUUGUAAAAUAUUUUACUUGUGUAUAAUAAUACCAUUUUAUUCCUAUCUUAAUAAGACAUUGCAUAUCACUUUGUAAGGCAAUUAUCAAUGUUAAUAAAAUACAUGAGUAUAAACUCAUUAGCUAUUUUUUAAUGGCACCAUUAUAAUCACUUAGUAUAUCACAUAUACUGUUCAUGAAUCAUAAUAUUAAGUACCUUUCAGUUUGUAACUCUUUAUAUUGAGAAGUAUAUUAUGGUUGCUUUAUCUGAUGAUGAAUACAACAAUAAUUUGGAAACCAAAGUCAUCUGCUAAUUGUUUUCCAAACUUUUCAGUUCAAAUCUUAUACUGAAUGCUGAUGUGUUCCAAGUAUUCAUAACAUAGUGGGUAAUAGUAAGUGUAUUUCAGUGUUAUUAGUUGCUCCCUAAUAAGGACAUUAAUACAAUUUGCACUUAUCUUCUACAUUCCAUUCAAUACCAUUACCUGGUAAUUUACUAUAGAUGAAAGGAGAAAUCCAAGUUAGAUACCAUCUCUCCCCAAAAACUUCUGUCAAAUUAAGCUUCCAUCCCCUGUUAUGGAUAAAAUCUUUGGUAUAAGUUUUACUUUCAUGAACUGAUCUUCCUUUAAUUAAGUUAUUGAAAUGGUAUAUGAAUAAAAAUCCAGUAAAAAGUCCAACUAACACAUUAAUGACUACCAAGAAAACAUAAAGGCUUUCAUCUCCAAAGUCAAUAACAAUACUUGCAAGUGGACAAAUAAAUUUAACCAAUAUCAAUCCAUGGUUCCAUGUUAUGAAUUGAGAUACAAAUUGUAUAUUAUAAAAUAAAGAGUAUAACAUUGCUACAAAUAUGUAAAAAGUGAAUAGCAUAAAAUACCUAUGAUUAAAGUACCCUACACAACAUGCAAAAAAUGUGCAAUGGUGGUCCCUCUUUAAAGUACAGAUAUCACAUGUAUCACAGUGCCAAGCUCGAGGUGGUCUCAAACAUUCACAAACACUACAAAAAGUCCAGUCUUCCUUAUUGAAUCCUUCAAGGUUUCUACCUUUUAUUGUAGAAUUUGUAAACAUGCCAUAAAUCAUAUUACCUAUAAUAUUUAGUAACAAAAAUGUUGCACAGGCCAUAUGACAAUAAAAUGCAAAGCUCCACUGCUCUACAAUUGCUGGUAAUACUAUGCAUAAUUCGAAGUAAAGAAAUGCUGGUAUAAGUAUAAAUGUAAUGGCAAUGUAAAAGCUAUGUUCUGUCAGCCUUCUUAACUGCUUAUUUUUAAUGAAUUCCAAUUUCAUAAGCAUUUUAGUAUAGGAUCUUUAUUUCCUAUUUGUGUUUAAAAAUUCAUUACUUUAUUGUAUGGGG
This is a messenger RNA of Spodoptera exigua (beet armyworm), 3567 nucleotides long. NCBI's taxonomy places the organism in Eukaryota, Metazoa, Arthropoda, Insecta, Lepidoptera, Noctuidae. The record is from the annotation of a GenBank genome assembly.